AUGGGCGAGUGGACCAUUUUGGAACGGCUGCUGGAGGCUGCGGUGCAACAGCACUCCACCAUGAUCGGGAGGAUCCUGCUGACGGUGGUGGUGAUUUUCCGCAUCCUGAUCGUGGCCAUCGUGGGCGAGACGGUGUACGAGGACGAGCAGACCAUGUUCAUGUGUAACACGCUGCAACCCGGCUGCAACCAGGCCUGCUACGACAAGGCCUUCCCCAUCUCCCACAUCCGCUACUGGGUCUUCCAGAUCAUCCUGGUUUGCACGCCCAGCCUCUGCUUCAUCACCUACUCCGUCCACCAGUCGGCCAAGCAGCGCGACCGGCGCUACUCCUUCCUCUACCCGCUGCUGGAGAAGGAGGCCGUCUGCGAAGGGAAGAAGGUGAGGAACGUCAACGGCAUCCUGGUGCCCAACCCGGACGGCCCCUCCAAGGAGCCCGACUGCCUGGAGGUGAAGGAGAUCCCCAGCACCCCGCUCAGGCCCCCCAAGAGCGCCAAGGUCAAGCGACAGGAAGGCAUCUCGCGCUUCUACAUCAUCCAGGUGGUUUUCCGCAACGCCUUGGAGAUCGGUUUCCUGGCUGGGCAAUACUUCCUGUACGGCUUCAACGUGCCGGCCAUUUUCGAAUGCGACCGCUACCCUUGCGUGAAGGAGGUGGAGUGCUACGUGUCUCGGCCCACCGAGAAGACCGUCUUCCUGGUGUUCAUGUUCGCCGUCAGCGGCAUCUGCGUCGUCCUCAACCUGGCCGAGCUCAACCACCUGGGCUGGCGCAAGAUCAAGACGGCCAUCCGGGGGGUGCAGGCCAGGCGGAAAUCCAUCUGCGAGGUGCGGAAGAAGGACCUGUCCCCCCUGGCUCAAGUGCCUACUCUGGGGCGGACUCAGUCCAGCGAGUCCGCUUACGUCUGA
This is a messenger RNA of Protobothrops mucrosquamatus (brown spotted pit viper), 900 nucleotides long. Its product is annotated as gap junction delta-2 protein-like. The record is from RefSeq and is a predicted model, not a curated record. Gene Ontology annotation, cellular component: connexin complex. The transcript is spliced from 3 exons. Gene Ontology annotation, biological process: cell communication. NCBI's taxonomy places the organism in Eukaryota, Metazoa, Chordata, Lepidosauria, Squamata, Viperidae. The coding region runs from base 1 to 900 and encodes 299 amino acids.